CUCUGACGAUGAAGAAAAAGACCCCGCAUCGUUUGCAGGAAAGGACAGAUGUCGAGUUGCUGCUGAUGUCUGCUCCACCAGAAUAAACGAACCACUCCAGGAAAUGAGGAUGACUUGUGGCACAAAAGGCGUUAAAAUUGCUCCCAUUUUCCUGAACACAACACAGCACAGCAGCUGUGAUGGGAAGCUGGAUCAACUUAAAGAGAGGCUGCAGAAAUCAGAGCUCCCUCCUCACAGUAAAGAUGUGCAACAGCUGGAAAAUCACCGGCAGCGACUGUCGACAGUGUCCCACCUGACAAAGAGAAAGGGGUCCUGUAGAGACAAGCUUUCAGCCUCAGUUCUGCACUGUCAUCUGGAAAACAUCCAAACAUCUAACCCUGCAUUUCCAGUCCAAGCAGUGUUCAGCACUUUGCAGAAGAAAGCGAGUGAGGGUCUGCAUGCUUUCAGAUCUAAAGUAGAAAACGCCCCCAACCUCGGCUCCCUUCACUUAAAGGAGAAGAGAAAACGCAGGAAUGAAAGCUCAGAGAGGGUGCCCAAGCGUCUCAGGUCCGGUGUCACAGCAGAGGGUGCUGCUGGUACGGAUCACUGUCAAACACCGCCGCACAGUGUCCAGGAAAGUCCUGUCCUGGCGGGGAAGAAGCAGUCCAGAAUCAACAGGCUAAGUCGCACACACAGACUAAAGCAGCGAAGUGGACGCCAACCAGGCCUGGUGAAUACCAGUGAACUGAAUUCUGGACUAAUAACCCAAUGUGACAGUAAGACACUCAAAAUCUCUGACAGUCCCCAAACAGAUUCAAGUUAUGACGAUGUUCUCUGGGCAGACAAGUACAGUCCUCAGCACGCACGUGAAGUCAUAGGCAACUCUGUGUCUGUGAGUAAACUGCAAAGUUGGUUGAAGAAAUGGAAACUGAGGGCUGACUGCGAGGAAAGGAGGAAACUGGAGGAAAGAAAACGAGAAGAAAACAGCAAUGGCUCAUGGGACCGUGGAGACUUCCUGGGUGAAGCCGGGGCAGAGGAGGAGGAGCCGCUGUGUAACACGAUGCUUAUACGAGGACCUCCAGGUGUGGGCAAGACGGCUUCAGUGUAUGCCUGUGCCCAGGAGCUCGGCUUCAAGGUAUUUGAGGUGAACUCUUCCUCACAGCGGAGUGGACACCGUGUUCUGUCCCAGCUGAAGGAAGCUACCCAGUCCCACCUAGUGGAGAUGUCGGGGAAAGACCCUCUGAAGCCAGCUUACUUCAGCAACUACAGCGGCACUUUAAAAGCUGACACUUUACCUGGAAAAACAGUGACUUCAAAAAGUGUCACCUCCUCCUCAAAAACGAGAGCAGCGCAGAGCUUCGGCCGCUCCGCUCGCAAAAGAAAAGCUAACCCAGCCACAGUCAGUUUGGCCAACUACUUUAAGAUGAAGAACAGAGCGGAUCUCUUGCACUCUGGUGGCCUGUCGCCAUCUGAAAAAACAGACGGCAAGAAACCAGGCAACCAAACAACAGGCUGUGAUCACAGAGUGCCACAGAAGAAGAAAACGGCCACAUCACUCAUUCUGUUUGAGGAGGUUGAUGUCAUAUUUGAUGAUGACGUUGGCUUCCUCGCCGCCAUCAAGACUUUCAUGUCAACCACUAAAAGACCAGUUAUUCUGACCGCCAAUGACCCUUCAUUCAGAGAAAGAUUCAGCUGCUGCAUGGAAGACGUCAUUUACAAAGCUCCAUCAGAGGUGAACGUGUGCAGCUACCUACAGCUGGUGGCUUUGGCUGAGAAUGUGCAUCUGCAGUCUGACGAUGCAAGCGGCCUCCUCGGGCUGUCCAGAGGUGACGUCAGACGCAGCCUGCUGCAGCUGCAGCUGUGGGUGAAGAGCGGUGGAGGACUGGUAUCUAAAGGUGGAGGCCUGCCUAAGGAGCCUGAUUAUGUAAAGUACUCGAGAGUUGCUGAAAGGGGGAACAACUUAGGCUCCCAACUUCCUCAAUGUGACACAGGCUGCACUGCUAGCAUGCUGGGUCUCCACUCUGCAACACCUGGAAAACUACAAAACCUUUUACAGUGUCAGUUCUGGUCUGAAGUAGACAUGAAUGAGCUCCUGAGGCUGCUAGCUGAGAGCUGGAGAAGAGCUGUGCCUUUUCUGUACUCCAACAUGGAGCUCCUUCUACUCAGCCCCAACAUGGAAACUUCAGUCUGUUCCCUCGACAACGGACCUAGUCCUGGGCUGCAGAGUGAGGUGGCACCCUCUGACAGUCGUCCUCACAUCCUGCAGCUGGACGAAGAUGUCAGUCCGAAGGCGUCAGCCACAGACAGAAAACCGUGCAGAACUACCUCGAGGCUGAGCAGAAGGAAAUAUACAACACCAGUGUUUGACAAAACGUCGUCUGCCAAAGUGGAGAAAACGGCCCCAAGAGUUUCAUCACUGUCACAGAGAGCUCAUCGAACAGCCCAAAGUUCAGGAGAGAAAACUGAAAAACCUGCAGCCAAUUUGGUGACCGACUGUUUGGACAACUUGACCGACUUUUUUGAUCUCAUGUCAUACAUCGAUGCCACGAUUCCUGCUGCCGUGCCUGUUGUCUCAGGCUCGUGCAAACCCGAGGCGUUUGUCUGGACAGGAGCCGAGAUUAAGGACGGCUUGUUGGAUGAGAUGAGGGAGGAGGAGGAGGAGGAGGGGGGCAGGAGCUGGAGCCAGGAGAUGCUGUUGGAUUUUCAGGCUGCUGUUGAGGGCUUGGGGUCUCACAGGUGUUGUUGUUGUUGGCAGUCUAAGGUGUGGCGCGAAGCCCAAAAACAUAGACAGGAACUGGGAGACACAGAGUGGAGGAGGCUGCUGGAGAGGCUGACACCACCUGUCUCAUUGAACAGACACGGCCUAAGCUUUACUCUUCAACCUCUGUGUGCACCAAGUGUGUCCCAAAGGAGGUACGAGCUGAGCAGAAAGGUGCAGUGUAGUAAGUCCUUCAGCCUGCUGGGGAACAGGAGAGCUGUCAGUGUCGACUACCUGCCCGUCCUUCGCUUCAUCUGUCGCUUUCAGAGAGCACAGCAACACACAGAGAAGCCACCCAGGUGCCCGAACUACCUCAACAGCAGCCGCCUGGGCCUCUCGAAGUCGACCAUUCAACUCCUGGCUGAAGAUUUUUCGUAGAGAAAAGUACAGCCUCACGUCCUCACUGUACUCAGUAUUUAUUUAUUGUGCAUUUAUUUGACCUGAAAACUGUCUUUGCCCAAGACGGAGAAUCGCCUUUUUACAUGUAUGUGCGACUGUAAAAAUUAAAUAAAAAAAUCUAUUUUUAUAAUU
Messenger RNA from Labrus mixtus (cuckoo wrasse), 3268 nucleotides. RefSeq names its product ATPase family AAA domain containing 5b (gene atad5b). NCBI's taxonomy places the organism in Eukaryota, Metazoa, Chordata, Actinopteri, Labriformes, Labridae. Gene Ontology annotation, cellular component: nucleus. The transcript has 14 exons. The record is from RefSeq and is a predicted model, not a curated record. Gene Ontology annotation, molecular function: DNA binding; ATP binding; DNA clamp unloader activity. Bases 104 to 3115 code for a protein of 1003 amino acids.